AGCGUUUUUGUUGCUGGGCGCGGCAGCAGCGGCAGUUCGAAGUGAACGCGCGAGCGGCCAACACGUUAACGGCACGCAGUGCAGCGGCAAAAAAGCGAAAAAUAGAAAAAAAUACAGCAACCUGAUAAUAGGCAGCAGUAGCAACUCAAGUGUGAAUUUAUAUUGAGGUUAUGUAAGCCUCAGGCCACAAAUAGAAAACAAAAAGGCAACUGCAUUAGUCAGGUCACACGCUCAGCUUUAAAAGCUAAAUCCAAGGCACGCGCUCCGCAUUCCAAAUGGAGGAGGCCAAGACGCAGGCGCAGCAGCCAUCGCCGCAGCAACAGCAACAGCAGCAGCAGCAGCCGCAAAGCCAUCCUUUGGAGGAUGUCUCUCUGGGCUCCGAAAACGAUGACGACAAACAGACGCCCAAAAAUUGGGUUAAAUUCGACGACGAGGCGGACAGCGGUGAAAAAAAUAAUAACAGUAACGGCGGCAAUGCCACACAGCAACCAACCCAACAACAACAACCGCAGCAGCAGCAGCAGCAGCAAAACAAGUUGUCGCUGCCGCCACCGCCAUCGGUGGUUAGCAGCAACAACAACAGGAGGGCGCGCUCGCGCAGUCCCAACGCUCCGUCAUCAACGACAGCAGCAACAACAACAACACCUGUCCAGCGCCCCACAGUUUCCUCGACCACAGCUGCCACACCGGUGGAUGCUUCUACGGCAGCAUCGCCGGAUGUGGCGCCCGCUGUUUUGACAACUGAGAGCACGCACGUUAAUCUGAGUGCAUCCGGCAGUGGCAUUGUAGCCGGAGGUGCAAGUGGAUCUGGAUCGGGCUCGGGACCUGGACCGGCGCCCGCACCUCGUCACCCCCCGCAGCUAAUAAACCAAAAAGCAGCCUCAGCACCCUCGCACGCCCCCUCGCCGGCUGCAGCGGCAUCUUCCAGUCAUCAUCACAAUGGCGGCAGUGGCACCAACGGCACCGGAGCUGGCCAGGCCAUGGAUCAAGCUUCUGGGAUGCGCACAAUCGAACUGUCAACGGGGCGCAUUCGCGAGGGAUUUGCGAAUGGCGAUGUAAUUGUAACGUUGCUGCCAGCAAACACAAAGUGGCCCUGGAUUGCUCCUGCUAUCUUCCGGCCGGAACUGGUGCCCGAGGAGCUGAUGGCCCAGGGUCUGACGCUCACCGUGGAGGACUACGUUAAUGCAAUGGAAACGCUGGUGAACGACUAUCGCUUCACGGUGUACAACAUAUGCUACAAACGAAUCCUCGUCUGCUGGAUCCUGUUCGCCUUUGCCGUGCUCCUGGCGCUGCUCUUCUCCGGCCUGCAGGGCGUGGCCCUGUUCGCCCUCGGCGUCGGCUGGCUCUUCCUGAACGCGGCGGCCAUCUUCCUGUGCAUGUGGAUGAAGUUGCGGCUGUCGCGGGGACUGGAGAAGUGCCUGGCCCGGGUCAACCGGCAGCUGAUGCGCCACAAAAUCCUGCUGGUGCUGGAUGAUCGGGGUCGCAUCUCGUGCCACAAGGUGAAUCUCUGUUUCAUGUACUUCGAUGCCACGCAAUGCGUGAGUUUCUUGAAUGAGUUCCUGGAGCACACGGAGCAGAAUGGCGGCGAGGCCAUCAAGGCUGGCUGGGAGCGGAAGCUAGACAUCGACUUGGAGGACAUUGUCAUUCAGGGCAGCCAGCCGGUUCGAGUUCCCCGCAAGGAGGCCGUGGCCCAGGAGCUCUUCCUGAGCUACCUGCAGCGCUGGGGGAAGGACUUCCUGCGUCGCCGUCUCGACUGGACCGUCCAGGAGGCCGGCGUCCAUGAGACGCCCCGCCAUCUCCAGUCAUCCAUCUGCCCCUGUCAGUACGAGGAGGAGCUGCUCCGCAACAAGAUCAAGAUCAGCCUGCAGCAUCGCACAUGCUGUGGCAUCAACUGCAUGGGCUGCUGGCUAUGAUCCUGCGUAAUCCACAAGUAAUCCUGAAAUGUUUCGUGUAUAGUCCUGGAGAAUCAAUUAAAUUGCCCAGAAAAACCAGAGAAAUUGUCUUCUUUUUCAAAAAUACUUUGUGUUGAAUAGCUUUUUUAUUCUGGCAGUGCUAUAUUUUCAUAUUUUUUGACUAAUUGACUUUAAAAUUUGUAGUUCACAUUUAAAUAGAGCUUUUGAGAUACAAAGAAUAUACAUUUUUAUUUUAUUUUAUCAUUACCUUAAGUAUUUCCUUAUUUUUUCUUUUGCGGAUUUCUGGAAAUACAGACUAGAAGUUAUGCAUUUUAUUUUUGAAUUUAUCUAAAUUUAUACUUGAUAUUUAUUAUCUUUUAUUUAAAACCUACUUUAAUUUUAUGCAUGUAAUGUAUUUUACAGGUGCAGCCUGAAGGUAGGCUGCAUCCAUUACCGUUUUUUGUUGACGGGCCCACUAAUCCGCACCAUCCAUACUCCAUACCAUCUGAUAACAAAACCCGUGUUCCUAACCCAACUCACCCCACAUCCGCUAUAUCUGUUUGCCCCUCUGUGUCUCACCCCCCGCUCUUCCACUCUCCCAAUCUCUGCAGGAACGGGGCAUGCAGCUGUUCCUUCGCUACGGCUCCCGCUGGGGCAUGGAGGCGCUGCGGGGGCUGGUGGACGUGACGCCCCUGGAGCCGGGUCGCCACUGCGGACAGUUCCAGUGCCCCUGCCAGUACAUCAAAGAGCACUUGCAGUGCAAACCGCGAGGCAAGUUCAAGUGUUGCAAUUUUGUGCAUUGGGUGAUGGCAUCUGAGCGCUACGACAGCGACAACUAAAGCUUGUAAAUGUCUAUUAAUGUACUGUACAAUACCUGUGUGUCUAUGUGCUGUAACUAAGUGAAUUUAUUGCCGACUAUCUGCUAGAGGCUUUUCCGCAAUCUGAUGAAUUUAGCUAAUUUGCUUUUGGCCGGGCCAGAGCUCUAAACUCGAGGAAAUACCAAUAAGCAACACCUGCCACAUUGCGACCAUUUAUCAACUUUUAUUUCGUUUCAGAUGUUAGCCCCUAAGGCUGAGGCAAGUUUGCUAGUGUUAUUGGUAUCUCUCCACUCUCUUAACUCUUUAUUCUAUGCCUAAUUAUUCUGUGUUUAAUUAACCCACGAGAUACAGAUAUUUGAUAUAUUUUUUUGCUUUCAAAAUUUACACAAACAGUCUCCAUAAACAGCAUUGGCCAAGUAGUUUGGACCCGAUUCCCCUUGUUCGGUGGCUAGAGAUUAAGCUGGGUGGUGGCACCUCAAUCACAAACCACAAGGCCCACACGAUUUCGAGUGUGCAUUCCCGAAAUACUAAGCCGUUUCGAAAAUAUCUUGAAAAUUGCAACCAACUCUCACCACACUGAACCGUAUAAUUCUCUUAUUAACAUAAGCCUUGUAUAAAUUAUGUUUUUGUUUCUUAAAAGUACGUAUGAUCUGUUGGUGUCACAAAUAAAUGUCAAAUAUAUAUA
Molecule: messenger RNA, 3395 nt
Organism: Drosophila ananassae
Lineage: Eukaryota; Metazoa; Arthropoda; Insecta; Diptera; Drosophilidae
Exons: 5
Coding region: 276-1913 (545 amino acids)
Source: RefSeq, a predicted model, not a curated record